This is a messenger RNA of Emiliania huxleyi CCMP1516, 503 nucleotides long. RefSeq lists its product as hypothetical. The transcript is spliced from 2 exons. NCBI's taxonomy places the organism in Eukaryota, Haptophyta, Isochrysidales, Noelaerhabdaceae. The record is from RefSeq and is a predicted model, not a curated record. The coding region runs from base 87 to 428 and encodes 113 amino acids.
UCCUCUGCGCGUGGGGCGAGUCGGGUCCGACCCGUGCGGCAGUCGGUUCCACAGUCAAGAUCCGCUCUCUCGUCUCGCGGCCCUCGAUGAACGGCAAGGUCGGCGUCGUCGUCUCCGCAAACGCUUCGACGGCCCGCUUCGGCGUGCGCGUGGCGGGCGAGGCCAAGGCACUCGCACUGAGGCCGGCCAACCUGGAGCCAGCGGCCGAGGCGGUGGCGGUGGGCAGGCUGGUCCUCAAGGCGGCGGAGUGGUCGCCGCAGUCGCACAAGCUCUUCCCAACAGCGGCUCGCAAGCGGGCGGUCGAGGUGAUGCGGCUGGGCUACCUGAUCGCCUGGGACGAGGAGCGCUUCGACAGCCGCGAGGGAGCGGCUCCAGAGCUGGCGGACAUCUGGCGCGGCUUUGUGCUGCCAAGGGUGGUGGUGCGAUGACUUCUCGUUCCGCACGGGGUUUUCAGUGAGAGGGCCAAACACCCACGCCCCAGGUGGGGUCUUGCCGUUGCCCGC